CCGCCAUUGAAGAUCCCAACCAUAUUGCAUCAGGCUGCAAUGACAAUCUACCUUAUUAAUCCUAUGCCGGCUCAGUAAACCAUUUCAGCAUCGCCCCGGCCUUCCCAAUGCAUCGCAGCGUUGCGCCCGGAGGCGUGCGCCGUGGCCUGGGACGGUCUCAUCUUCGUGAUGCCAGCACGCCAAGCAUAGAUCGGGCAUCGACAGCAUCGCCAGCGUCUAUUGCAAGUGAUUCCACUCGUUCGACUGUCAGAGAGCUUCCUCCCCGCAAGAUGGAGCGAAUAUGUUCCGUCUCCGUGAUGGAAAUGCACUGGAAAGACGAACUGGCCCUCAACUUUGAUCUUCUUGGCCCAGAGUUUAAACCUGGGGCACAAUUCGGAAUAUGCGUUGUCAAGAAUGAGGGAGGCAAGAAUACAACCGGCAAAGGAUCCAGUUCGAAACUCGAUCAAGAUGGAGCCGACCACGGGCGAGGUUCCGCUGCCAGGGACGCCAAGGCGCUCGGCCAUCGAUACAUAUUUGCAGCAAAGGACAUGGCCCGAGAUACGAAGCUGCGCAACCCGGAUGUUGAGAUUUGCAUCGCAAAACAGAUUGCCGAUGCAUUUGGAAUAAAACGAGGAAGCCAGGUGCUAUUGGCGCCGGUCGAUGAUGAUAAUCCUGCGCUAGAAGCUUCUUAUGUAGAGCUUUCAUUCAAGGAGCAAUACAUAUCCCGCGCAGACAUGUGGCGUCUAACUGUCAGCGAGCUCACCAACCGAACCAUUUACAAAGGCCAAACGAUCCUCUUUAUGGGCACCAUCAAAGCCCAAGUCAACACUGUGUUUGCAAAUGAACAGAGUGUGCACUCGGCCGUCUUUGCUCGCGACACUCGACCCAUUUUUCGCAGUGAAUCCGCCCGAUAUGUGCUUUUCAUACAAAUGUCCAAAGAGAUGUGGGACUUUGACACAGAGGGCUCGGGAGAGAUCAUGUUUAACAAAGUGGUCAAUGGAUUCUUGCCUUCUUUGUUCAAGCGAUGGGAAUUGCUCAAAGCUAAACAUCUCGUCAGCAUCGUCUUAUUUGCCCGCGUGGAAUACGACACUGGACUGACUACCGAUCUCGCAAAUCAUGGGCUGUUAAAUGAUUAUUAUACGGGAUUCCAAACCCACGGUAACAGACGCCCAUACAAGGACUUUUACAGAGUUGUUGUGAGCGAAAUGGCCAGUGGGGAAUGGACUAAAAUCCUUUACCAGUUGAAGCGAGAACUCAACUACUUCCGUCGCGACAUCAGUCUCCACCAUCAAACGUAUCAAGGAUCCAAUAUGGACAGCGACAAUCAGGAAGCGCUCAGCCACAUCACAGCCGAAUCAUCUCUAUCCAUACAUGGCAACAUUCUAGAGGCAUUCCAUCUAGCUUCUUCGUUGUUUGCCCAUGAUUACAUUGAUCGAGACUUGACGAGAACAGGUGUCUCAAUAGCUAUCAUCACACCAGGUUCCGGUGUUUUUGAGGUCGACUACGAAACGUUCCGCAGAACAAGUGAAGCGCUCGUGGGUAACGGUAUAGGCAUAGAUUUGAUAUGUAUGCCACGCAUGCCUCUCCAUUCUGUCCCUCUUUUCAAAUACCGAAAUCCUCACUUCAACGACGCCUCCCGUGACAAGGGGCAUGACGCUCUGUCCAAAUCAUACACUAGCCGCGACAGCCCUAACAGCCAGCCUACGCCAAUUAUCGGAAGUUAUCAGUCAUUUACUGACUCCUUCUCGCCCUCCAAAUCGGGUCAGAUGAGCCGACACGUGGAGUCGAUGAUCUUGAGGCAUUCGGAUGAGUGGUGCUACGCUCUCCCGCAAUGGCUUCAUGUUGCAUUUUGGACUGGUAUGUCCGAUGAGGCGCUUUCCUACGAAGGCAUUGCACUGUCGGUCUCAAAUCAGGUUCAAGAUGUUGAAGACGAGCACUUUACUCUGCGAUGUCGCAUGUACGAGCUUCAAAUGCAGAGCGUUCUGGACACCAAUGAGAUUGAAACAGCCCCAAUCCGCUCAGAAUACAAUUUUCCUGCAACUUCAUUAAUAACGGCUAAACGCCAUACUAAUGAUGAGGAGGUCUAUGUACCAUUCCGACAUGCCCCGGAGACGAUGGUGAAUCAUGUCUACGGCUUUUCAAGAUUCGCGCCAGAGAAAAUGGGUCGAUCUGGCGACAUCUCUAUCUGGAAGCAGUUGCAAGAGAUGGAUGAUUCCAGAGCCCGCAUUCUAACAAGAACAAGAAGACAUCGACACCAUAACAAAACUCUUAGCGACGCCGAUGAAGCAUCCCGACGAAGGAGACAUGAUGACAUUGCGGUUCUGGGAACAUCCUUCCCAGAACGCAAGGAUGUGUCUGCUGGCAUGGCGUCAGCUCGCAAGUUAUCUAUGUCAAUGGCAGAUAAUGGUCAGUCAUCAGCUCUUCAAGUCAAGAAGACGUCGGAUUUGGCGUUGAAGGCACCUACGAUGUUUAAGCCUCCAAAGAUGAUGCGCCAUAUUAGCCUGGGUCAACGCGGCUUUGGCAUUGCGGCUCCAAAAGCAGUUGCCGCCGAGGUCAAAGCCGAAACUGUUAAUGCUGCCGUCGCAAUUCCGGAAAUCAGGCCACCGUCUAAUCCUCUCUCGCUAGCGGAUUUCCGUCCUUCCACUCCACGAAGCAUAAGAAGCUCCUCGUCAAUGCUGUCUAUCCGCAAACCAAAGCCAGAACCUAGCGAACCAAACCUUGAGACGAUACCAGCAACGCCAAGCAUACCUAUUAUCACAAGAGAUGACAGACCAGGAUCAUCGAGCAGUCGCCAAGGCAAACCGGCAGGGGAGUCGCAAUUAAUACAAAAGUUUUUGCCAGAUAAGCCGCAAGAAGAGAAGGAAGUUCGCUACUCUACUGCCCUACGAAGCGAAGAUAUGCAGAAGAUGUAUACCAAUAAGCUUCGUGCAGGCGUGAUGCCUGGAUUGGGACCGGAAUUGCCCUCUGUGUUGUCCCCAAAGGCAGCCGCUUUGCCAUGGUUACAAUUAUACAAUCCUUCUAACCCGAAUGCGCAGCAUAUCGACGAUACUUUGUUGUACAGUCGAUGGCAGCACGUGUUCCCACAUAUAACAAAUAUGAAGGUUCAGAAAUGGAAAACGUUGUGUUGCCCAGCUGCUGUACCUCUAACAACCGAAUACUUUCCAUCAAAGGCUCAAUUCGAUGCGGAAUACCAGCGACAUCCGUAUAAUAUCGACGAAAACGGUGAUGAUGACACUUUAGACGAGUCAAAAUCACGAAAUGAGUUUAUGAAGGAGUUAAUAAAUGUGCGUCUAUCUCAGGGCUUUCAAGUCAUUGUUGGGCCAGCGGUUGCCAAGGCCUUUGGCCAAAAAGUCAUCAAAAUUGCCGACAUCUUUGCUGGCGACCAAGCGCUAGAAGACGGAACAAGUGUAUUCCUGUCGGUUGGAAACACUAUCCACCAGCUUUCUUGUAUCAAUGGAACGGAAGUGGAAGUGAAUAUCUACGUACGCAAACCCCACGAGUUCGAAACGCCAAACACCUUCCACGCGGUCUAUAGACCAGCCAUUCGCACGCUGCUAGAGAGGAGCUACCAAACCCGCCCAAUCAACAUCCUUACUCCAAAACCGGAGCGAAACUGGAACAUGAUUGAUUCUUACCUAGCUGGCCAUCAUGAUGAGAUGACUGACAGCUUGCGUUUCUGGCGCACCCGAUAUGUCCUUAUCCCGAUGAGUAUGCGUCACGCCUCAUCUCAUCGUCCGCAUGUCGAUGACAACCCAGAAGAAGUUCGAAUUGAAGGUAUCAAGAAGCUUGCUCAACUAUGGAAGAAGCAUCGGUACGUACCUGCCUCUGAGAAGCAAUAUCAGUCCAAGGCUCGUCGCCGUCAAAUGGAUCACAAUCCACUAGACAUUGUCUAUAAAACAGACGAUCCCUCUGUUGUUGUUGCGGCCGAGUUGGAGACGCUCCCAACUACAGAAGGUCUCGAUGGUAUUCAGCGGAAGGGACACCUUAUUAGUAGAAAAGACCUUUUCCGCAAAUCCAAUCUGAACCUGGCUGCGUUGGCAGAGGCCAUGCAACAACCGGUGGAAAAUGGCGGCGUUCCUCUACGCAACCGCCGUUGGCAUCUGCGCACCCAUUACAACAGUUUCAUCGGAUCCGAUAUGACAUCUUGGAUAAUGGACAAUUUCGAAGAUCUGGAUACUCGUGAAGAUGCUGAAAUGUUUGGCAAUGCGCUUAUGGUCCAUGAAGAGAGGCAGCGCGACAAGGAUAAGGACAGAGAAGGGGACAAAGAAAAGGAUAAAGAGCACUCUGAAUCUCGACCUGAGAAGCCUAAGGGACUUUUCAUCCACGUGGAAAAGAGACACCGAUUCCGAGAUGGAAACUAUUACUAUCAAUUCUGCAGCGAAUACUCCAAAUCACAACACGGAUGGUUUAGUACAAGACGCAAAGAGGCGCUAUCGGCAACACCGCUUCACGAAUCUCGAGAUUCUCCACGCGCAGCGCAACCGCGCACAGGUGCUACAGAGUCACCAUCUCUCCCAGCAACGGGAGCAGCAGGCUCUGCGCGCAAGAAGCGUCCUCGCGUGACGCUGAGCAAGGUGAUCAAGUAUGACGUGGACCCACGAAAGCGAUCCUACCGGCCAGAGCGUGUCGAUCUGCACUAUGAUCGCCUCCACAACCCUGACAACUGCUUCCACAUCCGGGUUGACUGGAUGAACACGACAUCCAAACUAGUAGCUGACGCUGUCGAGCUCUGGGAGCGUGAGGCCAGCUCGUAUGGUCUGCGCCUGGUCGAGCUGCCCAUCAAGGAAGCCUGUAGGAUUACGGAAGAUAACCCCUUUCGCAAUCCGUACAAGAUCGUCCUUGCAGCUCGCCCUCCCGACGAACAGCCCAAGACAUACCUCGGCCCCAAUUCGUUUGGCCCGCAGGACGUCCGCAUCAAGCACUUCUACCAAGUCGCCAUCCUAAAGCACUUUGACUUUGUGCUCGAUACCGAAGCAGCCACCAACUUCCCCAGCAACGUCGACGUUCACUUCUCCUGGGGCCAGCCCGACUACCGCUACACGCAGUACAUCCACCGGUCCGGUCUCAUCAUCACCCAAAUCACCGAUGAAGGCACCUUUCUGCUACUGGCCAACCGCCUGUAUAGCAAGCGCAGCGUUGUUGCCCGCGACCUGCGCACACAAAACACCCCCAUGCCCUCAGAGUUCCAAAACACAGCCCGCUCCGGCCGCAUGAUGUCCAUGGCAAUGGCUAUGGCCAAUACAGACUCCACGUCGCCCAUGUCGUCGCCUGCCGUUAAGCCCACUACCACCAUCAGCACAAGCCACCUCUCGCCCGCCUUCUCUGCGGCCGAUUCAACCACCACCACGCACGCAGCUCCGCCCCGAACCGGUAGCAUUGCGCCCGUCAACAUCAACUUCAAAGAGGCCGAGGCUGUAAAGGAUGCUCUAGAGUCCUUCUGCGCAGAUGCCGAAACCCUCGAGGCCUUCUAUAAGCAUCUUCUUGAGAGAGACGAGCAUAUCCCAGGCACUCCGCAAACCGCAUCGAGUAUACCGCCGCCUCUCUCGCUCGAAACAGAUCUCGACGCCCACAUCCCAGCACUAGGCUUAGGCCCGGGUGUCUUGGGACAGGAGGCGCUAAGUGCUGCGCCCGGAGCAGCCAUGUCGAGUGCCGUCAAGACUGGUAGCCCCAUGUCCUUUUUGCGACGAGGCAGUGUUCAGUACGACGGAUUGGGGCUCGGCUCCAAAAGUACCCCCGCCACCAGCCGCAAGGACGCCUCGUGAAAUACACUAAGCAGGCGGUGUUUGUAUAAUUAUCAUUUAGUUUCACGUAUAAUGUAGCAAUUGAGCGAUUUA
Messenger RNA from [Torrubiella] hemipterigena, 5813 nucleotides. Lineage: Eukaryota; Fungi; Ascomycota; Sordariomycetes; Hypocreales; Clavicipitaceae. The record is from the annotation of a GenBank genome assembly.